Molecule: messenger RNA, 189 nt
Organism: Peronospora matthiolae
Lineage: Eukaryota; Oomycota; Peronosporomycetes; Peronosporales; Peronosporaceae
Source: the annotation of a GenBank genome assembly
AUGGACCUGAGCAAAGGUACUGGACUUCACACGGACGACGUCGUGACGAACAAGCGCAACCGGGUGCAAUUCAACGGACCGUCAUCCGAUGUCAGCAGCGACAAGCUUCUCGCAGGCAUCAUCAAUUAUCCGGCAACAACGGAGGACGGGGACGCGGAACUGUGUAGUUUCAAAUUGCUAUCACAGUGA